AGGUGACGCGUCUCGUGUUAUCGGAUUAUCGCUUAAUCCGGGAUCGAAAAAUUGACGACUUUUAUGCGAUGCAACGCACAACAGUUUGCAAAUGUAGGAUCGAUUCGGCUUCCGUGCGAACGAAUUAGGGUGAAAGUAGAACGAGCGACUGUUCUGUACGUCGUGAAACAGAGUGCGAAAUUCGAAGGAAUAACUCAUGUGUACGAGUACUGGAAGAAGGUGGAACAGAACGAAGACCGAAGGUGGAUGAGAGAUAACUCAAAGAGAAUAAAUAGUAAAAUUGGAGUGAAAGAGAAACUACGUGGUUGAACGUUGCACUGCAUUGGCGUAUUGUGCUGGAAUCGCGUCGACGUUGAUCGUGUAGCGAACGUCAAAAUCUAUGGAACAUAAAAGACGCAACGAGCGACGUUCGACGAACAAUUUCGUCGCUUAAUUUCGAAUGUUGAUUUACCAUCGAUAACGACAAUAACGCGACUCCGGAUAAUUGUCGGUUAGUCGUCGCCCAUCGAAACGAAGCGUUUCGAAUGUGACAUAAUCGACCGGUAGAGACUUAUUAUCGGAUUAAACGGAGAUGGAAUAAAUGUAGAAACAGAGAUAACCGAGAUUGUUGUUAUCAGAAACGACCUCGAUUACGGUGUGUUCGGAUAAAACAGAAGCAUGUUCGUGAUACGGUGAGACGGUAAGACGACGGUAGCCGCUCGUAGAGAAGGGCCGCUGCAGUGGAAGAGAUCGCGGAUAAAAUGCACUUGGCAGCGACGCAGAGACCUCACCCACCACCGGUACCACCACGGCCGAGUCGGCAGGUGGUCGCCGAAGCCCUUAAAAGAUCACCAAGGCCACCCUGUCCGACUAGGCAGGCCCCACCACCGCCCAACACGAAACCGUGGAGAUCCGAUCGAGACCGAUCGAACAAUCGGCAACAGGUGGUGAAUCCGGCUGCUGGUCGGACGGUCGUUUACGAGUCGAUCAAAGACUCGAUUCCGAAAGAAACCGGGAACGAAGGCGGUGAUCACGACGAUCCGGUUCGACACGUCGUCGACAAGAGUCUCGGCGAUGGCGGUAACGGCGGUGAACCCGUUGCCCGAGUCUCGAGUGAAAGGCGCGUGGACGAGGACGACCGCCGUGGAAAUCCGCGGGAAAGGCGGGUCCGUACACCCGUCGUCGGACAGGAAUAUCAGGGAAAUUCCAGUGAAUGGAACGCCGCCGUCACCGGUGACGUUGUUUCUUCCCCUACAUCGCGUCGGAAAGAAGAUCGUUCGAUCUCGUGUCGAGAGUAUUCCAGUGUCUUUGAACGCGUGACCCUCGAUGAACGUUUUUUCAACGGUGUGACCAGCGGUGUGAGAUCACCGGUGAAUGAGAACGAUAAACAGUGUAUCGAUGGACCAACAUGGGACAACACGAUAUCCGAGUCGGCAAUUUCUCGGACGACGGAAUCGUCCGAUCGCGGCGACGUUGCCGCCAAAUCUCUGUCGGUGGUCGAGUCGCACAUAUCUCUGAACGAUGUUCUACGUUGUCAGGAUACGCCGUCCGACACUUCGGAAUCGACAAUUGGAAAAUCGAAAUCAAACAUUUCAGAGAGAAGCGAAUGUUCGGAGAGAAGGCCGAUACCGACUCAACGAUCGUGUCUCGUAAAAUAUCGUGACGCGACGACAAAGAAAAGUGCCGAGAUUCAGUCCACGGAAGGUUCGAACGCAAACAGUCAACCUUCGGUUUCGAAUGUUGACCGUACUACGGUGGUUGUUAUCGACGAACUGAACCGUAAAGCUACGACAUCGAACGAUAAUUCUGACAACCAGAACGAUCGCGGUGAGCAUGUUGUCGACCACGACGAUCACCACGACGAUCACCACGACAGGGACAGAGCCAACGAAAAUGAUAACGACAACGACAACAUCCAUAGGCAGGAUUGGCUAGAGGCCGGUAUCCACUAUUCAUCCACGCAGAUUAGACUAUCUGGCGAAGACGGGGACGUCGUCGAUGGAACGCGAAUCAACGGAUAUAAUCGUUGUGAAAAUGAGAAAUUCAGCAAUUUUAACGUUCCGAGCAUACAAGAAAGGAUCGCCAUGUCUUCCUUGCAAGGUCUACCACCAUUACCGAGAAGUCUCAGUGGAUUCAAUUUGAGCGGUGGACGAAACGAGGGUUGCGAGCCACCUCCACCGCCCACCAGAUCUUCCAGUAAAACACAAAGAGGCGGUAAAACUUCGAUCCAAUCGUCGUCCAGGCCAUCGCCACCUGCUCGACAGCUUACCACGUUGGAUACACAGCUGGCCAUACUCAGGAGAGAAAUGUUUGGCCUUCGACAACUGGAUCUUUCUUUGCUCGCUCAACUUUGGUCCCUGAACGAAUCUAUACAAGAAUUUCGACAACUGUUGCAAGAACAAGAAGACAGAGCGCCAUCUCCUUCGCCCAGCAGCGAAGAAGGCGACGACACCUCUUACGGAACUCAUCCUCCACCUCCUCCGAGAAGACCGGCUCCUGGUGUGCACCUGCAUAGACCACCCAGGCCACCCAGACCGGCUAGGCCACCACCUAGCGAUGAGUCGCCAUCUAGCGAAGAAUACGGAGCUGUUUGACGCGUACAACUUCACACUAUACCUGUGUUAAAUCGUCUCCUCCAACUACUUGAUCAUAAAUUUUGACGCGUUAUAACAGAUAAAUGGUCUUGUUCGAAGAAUUGGUAGAAGGUGGCUCGGCGAUUCGAUGUCAAUCGAUAUGGUUGCUUCUACCGAAUACAAGUCCGAACGAUGUUAUCUAUGAAUACAAUCUAAUGCAUCGUUAUGAAAAACUUGUUGAUGCUCGAAGGUACCUGUAACAUUACAUUUCAUUACGGAGACAUCGGAAAUUCUACUAUUCCACAGCGUUUCUUGCAAUUGCAAUCGCUCAGUCGCGAUAGAUCGUUGCAGAAUUACGCAGCGUGUGAAUUGUAUGGAGAAAUAGCUAUUUAAAUACGCAUGUACCAUUCUUUAAUUCGCAAAACUGUGAAUGUCAAUCCAAAAAAACAACGAUCCUCUUUCUCUUUGUAUAUAUAUACAUACAUAUUGAAUAUAUAUAUAAUAUGUAUAUAUAUAUAUAUAUAGAUAUAUAGAUAUACACUUACAUAUAUUUCUUAGAUAAGGAAAAAUUUUAUUAUCCUCAAUAAGAACUAUUUUAAUUCGAUACGCUCUUUUUCUCUAUUUGUGAUAGCAGUCGAAGGGGCCUUUAAUUACUUGAUAACUACGAUAGACAUUCGUUUGCGCUAAUCGAGAUUUAUCCACGAUUAUUGGUUGGAAGACAUUUAGAAACGAUCCGAGUCUAUGGCACGAUGAAACGGCUAGUGAGAUCCAAAGAACCGCAUUCGGAAGUUCUUGCCUCUUCCAUGUUUCUCCACUAUUACGUCCAUUAGAGUUUUCUUUCUUGUUGAAAUGAACGGACAAACGCACCGAUAAGCCAGACGAUAAGAAUCUUCGAAUUAUGAUACGACUUAUAAAGAUUUAUGUACAUUAAUUCGAGUAUGUAAAAUAAAGGGAAGAAUAGAUGAUACGAAAAAUAUAA
Molecule: messenger RNA, 3531 nt
Organism: Bombus pascuorum
Lineage: Eukaryota; Metazoa; Arthropoda; Insecta; Hymenoptera; Apidae
Product: anaphase-promoting complex subunit 11-like
Exons: 4
Coding region: 741-2573 (610 amino acids)
Biological process (GO): anaphase-promoting complex-dependent catabolic process; protein ubiquitination; positive regulation of mitotic metaphase/anaphase transition
Cellular component (GO): anaphase-promoting complex; nucleus
Molecular function (GO): zinc ion binding; ubiquitin protein ligase activity; cullin family protein binding
Source: RefSeq, a predicted model, not a curated record